This is a messenger RNA of Cyanistes caeruleus (blue tit), 1592 nucleotides long. The record is from RefSeq and is a predicted model, not a curated record. Lineage: Eukaryota; Metazoa; Chordata; Aves; Passeriformes; Paridae.
CACUGUGUUGUCCCCACAGGGUACCUCCAGCACUGCCUGGCGCCAGCCGGCUACGACACUGACAAGAAGCAAGGCUUGCCACCACCGCCACCAGACCCAGCCUACGCACCCGGUCACGAGGAGUACAGCGAUCCUGAGAGCCCCCAGUCCAGCUUUUCCGCCCGCUACUUCAAUGGGGAGGCGGCAGUGACAGACAGCUACUCCAUGGAUGCCUUCUUCAUCACGGACGGGCGGUCGCGCCGGCGCAGCGAGAGCCAGCGCCGUGGCAGCCACCGCCACUCCUGCCCCGAGUGCGGCAAGACCUACGCCACCUCCUCCAACCUCAGCCGGCACAAGCAGACCCACCGCAGCCUGGACAGCAAGAUGGCGAGGAAAUGCCCCACCUGCGGGAAGGCGUACGUCUCCAUGCCCGCCCUGGCCAUGCACGUCCUCACCCACAACCUCAAGCACAAGUGCGACGUGUGUGGCAAAGCCUUCAGCCGGCCCUGGCUGCUGCAGGGCCACAUGAGGUCCCACACCGGGGAGAAGCCGUUCGGCUGCUCCCACUGCGGGAAAGCCUUCGCCGACCGCUCCAACCUGCGCGCCCACAUGCAGACCCACUCCGCCUUCAAGCACUACAAGUGCAAGCAGUGCGAGAAGACCUUCGCUCUCAAGUCGUACCUCAACAAGCACUACGAGUCCGCCUGCUUCAAGGGCUCCGAACACAGCUGUGCAAUAGGGAACUAGCCCCCCAACCCCUGUGGCACAUCCCCAUUCCCAACCUUACCCUUCUAUCCAAUCCCCGUCCCUGUCCCUAGCUCAUCCCACGCCCAUCCCUGUUCCUCUAUACAUCCCAUCCCUUCCCCAUUCCCAUUCCUAUCCCAUCCUGGUCCCAGUCCCUGUGCCAGCACUCCUGCAGCUGCAGCCAGCUGGUUUGUUGCUGUGCUGAGGCUGGAGGACAUAUCCCCACAGACUCACUCCCCAUUUGCUCCCUGGGAAGGGGGUCCCCCACUGUGGGACCCAGCUCCUUUUCCCUGGGUCCCAGAGCCCCCCCGCAGCCAGGCAGGUCUCUCUGCGGGGGACUCACCCGGGGACCUCUUCCAGACCCAGGAGAGAUUUUCCUCCCCUAGCUUGUGACUUUCACCUCUAUUUAUUUAAUUUAUUACUAUUAUUUAUUUAGAGCUGCUGCUUCUCUUCCCAGGGGAUCCUGGGAGAGAAAAGACACUUUUCUGCUCCCCACUAGGAGCAAACCCUCCCCUUGACCCUAAUCUUGAUGAGACCACGGGCUGGUGUUACUGCCGGCUCGGCAGGACUGAUGGCCACUGAGGCUGACAGAGGGCAGGGCUGCCAGUCACCCUUGGAGCCUGGGAUCCCUGCAGCCCACCACACAGGGCACCCUGCUGCCCCUCUGCCCCGUGGCACAGUGUUCACCCUGUCACUGCAGAUCCACAGCCCUGGAGUCAGGGGAAGAGCCAAGGGAAGAGCCAAGGAAAGAGCCAGGGGCUUCCAGCAGAGAUCCACAGGACACGUCCUCUGUUGGCUCCCAGCUCCCUGCUUGGCCAGGCACAACUGGCCCCUGCCACAGUGAUGGGGAAUAGCCCCCCCCCCAGGCA